Messenger RNA from Ipomoea nil (Japanese morning glory), 2917 nucleotides. RefSeq lists its product as uncharacterized. NCBI's taxonomy places the organism in Eukaryota, Viridiplantae, Streptophyta, Magnoliopsida, Solanales, Convolvulaceae. The transcript has 4 exons. The record is from RefSeq and is a predicted model, not a curated record. Bases 132 to 2906 code for a protein of 924 amino acids.
AAGUGUUCAAGAUUCUAGUUGGGUCGAAUUAGAAUAUGUUUGUAUUUCAGAUCCAGGAGUAGAUAAUCCACAUUUGCUUAGUUUACAGAGAUACAAAAAAAAAAAAAAAAGAUUCAUCAUUUCAGGGGUGAAUGGGAUUAGCUAGGAGCCAUUCAAUGAGGAACGGGGACUACUUGGAAGGAAUGGUGAGUAGCAACAAGCCAAUAAGAUCACCACAGCAAAAGACUGCAACUUCUGCUAGGCUUAUACCACUUCUGACAUGCUUACAAUUCACCUUUGCUGUCUAUGCUACAUUCCUUUUGUACUACAUGAGCCCUGCUGUGGAUCUCAGAACCAAACCCGACUUCUCUUGGAUCGCGCACCGGUGGAGGCACUUCACGACCCCGAAAUUGGUCAGCAAGGCUGUGGUGAGAGCCGAGAUCACCCCGAAAUUGAAUCCCAUGCCCCGCUCUGAAGUUUGCGAGCACGAAGAGAUUGGUUUUCUGCAGAAGAAGUCUGAUGAUGCUGUGAUGGUUAAGAUGAAGAGGGAGCUUUAUGAACAAGUGUUGGAUUUCCAGAACAGGAGGUUUGGUACCGAGACCCUGUCUGAGCUUAUGGCGAUGGAGUCGGAGUGGGAUUUGGGCGGUCCAAACAGGCCGAAAAUCACAGUAAUUCUCAACCAUUUCAAGAGGAAGACCCUCUGUGCACAGCUUGACUCUCUGCUGAGACAGACCCUCCCCUUUCACCAUGUUUGGGUGGUUUUGUUCGGGAGCCCUAAUGAGCAGUCCUUGAGGAGAAUAGUCGAGAACUAUAAUGACACGCGAAUAAGCCUCAUCAGUUCUCGCUAUGAUUUCAAGUACUAUGGCAGGUUCCAACUCGCGCUGCAGACAGAAGCUGAUCUGGUUUAUGUCGUGGACGAUGAUAUGAUCCCGGGGAAGAAAAUGCUGCAGAUUUUGGCACACGUGGCGGGGACUGACAAGUACAAGAACUCUGUUCUGGGAAGUAUUGGCAGGAUUCUGCCCUUUAGACAGAAGGAUUUUAGCUUCCCUAGCUAUAGAAAGCCUCGGGCGAAAGAGGCUGGGCUUUACCUGCCUGAUCCUGCUUACGAUAUCUUGGUCGAGAGAAUUGUUCGGGUGGAUUUCCUGUCUAGUUCUUGGUUCCUUUCUGCAGAACUUGUGAAAACUCUCUUCAUUGAAACACCCUUUACUUUCAUGACUGGGGAGGAUUUGCAAUUGAGUUAUCAGCUUCAGAAGUACAGAAAUGGCAGUUCAUUUGUGGUGCCAGUUGAUCCGAAUGAUAAGGAAACAUGGGGAGACAGUGAGCAUAGGUUAGCAUAUGUCUCAGAAACAACUGUGAUCUUCAAAGACAUUGUGCAGGUUAGGGAUGAUCAGUGGUGGAGAGCCCUCUCGAGUGGGUACGUGACACAAUGGGCCGCGAUGCACCCUCAGAAAACAGAUGCCCUCUUCUAUGCCCACUCGGUUGACGAAGUGAAAGCCCUUGCCCCACUUCUCGAGAAGUUCAGGGCAAGUGUUGGGAAGAAGGCCUACAUUGUUGUCUCGGGAGGGAGGUUCUUGGCCUGCGAGGAUGCUGCUGCAGCGCUGAACUGGGCGAAAACGGUGUGCAGAGAGCGCAGGUUCAAGAUUAUGGAUCUGGGAAUCAAUGGCUUGUCAGGAAGUUCGAGUUCUGAAGUGCCUGUUUUGCAGGGAGUUUAUGCCAGCAUGAAAGGGCUGAUCAAGAUUCACAACCCUAGCCUGGUGAUCACAGUUUCUGAUGCCAAUUCUAUCAUCAUCAAAGCACUGAAAAUGGCUGUUGAGGCUGACACAACCAAUGCCACACUUGUUCUCUUGCCAAGGCUGUCUGUACCUAAAGUUCUCUGGAUGCCCGAUCUUCGCUCCUCAACAUUACCAAAUUGGAACCGGAUGAAGGUAACCAUUAGCAUUAUUACUCAAAACCGGGCGAAUUCAUUGGCAAGGCUUCUCAAGUCUCUCACCAAUGCCUACUACAUUGGGGAUGAAAUCCCCAUCACCUUCAACAUGGAUACCAAAGUAGACAAUGCAACUCUAAUGCUAGUGAACUCGUUCAAUUGGCCACACGGGACGAAAACUCUUAGAAGAAGGAUCGUCCAAGGAGGACUGAUCCGAGCAGUGAGUGAAAGUUGGUACCCUUCAUCAGACGACGAGUAUGGGGUACUAUUAGAGGAUGACAUUGAGGUGUCCCCUUACUAUUAUCUGUGGCUUAAGUAUGCCCUCUUGGCCUACCACUAUGACCCUCAAGUGUCAUUCCCUGAGCUCUCCUCGAUCUCCCUCUACACGCCGCGUUUGGUGGAAGUGGUGAAAGAGCGGCCCAAAUGGAACGCCACGGACUUCUUCAAACACGUCCACCCAAACACGCCGUACCUCCACCAGCUCCCCUGCAGCUGGGGCGCCGUCUUCUUCCCCAAACAUUGGAGAGAAUUCUACGCCUACAUGAGCCUUCGAUUCACCGAGGAUCCCAAACAAAACCCUGUCCAGAUCCCCAGAUCCCGAACCAACGGCUGGCAAGCAUCGUGGAAGAAAUUCUUGAUCGACAUGAUGUACCUGCGAGGCUACGUUAGCCUCUACCCGAACUUCCCGAACCAGGCGAGCUUCUCGACCAACCACAUGGAGCCCGGCGCGCACAUCGCGGCCAAGGACAACGUUGUCGGACACAAAAAGGACGACUUCGAGGUGCCGCUGUUGGGAGAGGAGUUCAGCAAGAUGUUGCCUGGCGGGAAAAUGCCGCCGGCGUCGAAACUGCCGGCGCUGAACCUCUUCAACCAGGCUGUUUCUCUGAAGGGGUUGAAGGCUGCCGGAGCGAAGUUGAAGCAGGAUGUUCUUGCGUGCGAGGAGGGCGAGGUGGUCGUCGUUAACCACGACACCGGCCUGCCUUCGCAUUGUGCCAGAUUCUGAUGUUUUGUUUC